This is a messenger RNA of Penicillium egyptiacum, 1275 nucleotides long. NCBI's taxonomy places the organism in Eukaryota, Fungi, Ascomycota, Eurotiomycetes, Eurotiales, Aspergillaceae. The record is from the annotation of a GenBank genome assembly.
AUGAGUGGAAUGAGUUGCCAAUCGUGUCCAAACCUGGUACUGUCACAGUGGGGACAAGAUGAAAUUUGGCAAACGAGUCAACCGUAUCCUGAAGAUCUCCAGAGCGCAAAUUACACUGGGAAAUCCUCCGCGAUCACUCAUGACGCUCGGAUAUGCAUUUUGUUAGUCGAGUCUUUGUUCCAUAUAUUCCUCUACACUGCUCAUGCCAACAGAUUCGCAAGCGCAAGCAAGAUUCGUACAUGCCAGCGAUGCCGUAAUGCAUUAACCCAAACAUUUCAGAUGCCCGAAAAAUGGUGGUCUAGUUCCUACAAAACGUCCAACGGGUAUUUUGGUUGUGAAACAACCCGUCAAAAAGGAGUUGUCACAGGCUUCAAUACAUGGGCGUAUUUUGAAAUAAAACAGACCCGAGGCAAUUUGAGUUACGAGUGGAUCAAGCUGAACAUCUUCACCCGAUGGGUUUGUUCCUCUAAUCAAACAUUUCUGCUUCUUUUCGACCCGACACUGUCCAUUCGGGAGUUAAUUACCCGGUCGCUAUCAAAGCCAGCCCUUUUUCAGUCUCAGUUGAGGAUUCCAUUCUGGCCAUAUUCACACGUGUUCGAGAUCGUAGCUCAUCUCGAAGAGUCCGCCGUUUGGGCCAUCCGGAACCAAGUGAGAGCGAUUGAAAACGAGACAGAUCCAGGUAUAGUGCAACAACCAGAUUACAGGAGACUGCAUGACAUUGCCCGCCACGCUAUACAUAUCAACGAGACUCUGGAUGUCUCGAUACAGAAUAUCGACACUAUCCUGAAGCACUACGUCCUCUAUAUGACAUCAAAACGGAAUGAGUCAUACUUCGGCGCAGACGAAGACAUCCACAAUCAGCUAGAAUUCUUCCGAGGCUACAUCACGAAUCUGCGCCACCGCUCAGGCUCCAACGAGAAACGGCUUCAGAACGAGAUCCAGCUAGCUUUCAAUACUGUCUCCCAGGCCAAUGCGAAAACCUCUGUGGAGAUUGGUCAUGCCGCGCAGAUCGAUAGUUCGGCCAUGAAGACGAUCUCCUUUGUCACGCUGGCUUUUCUCCCGCCUACAUUUAUCUCGUCUAUUUUCAGCAUGUCAUUCUUUCAGUGCGAUGAAAACAAUGGCUGGGGCAUGUCAAAGAAGUUUUGGCUUUAUUGGGUGUUCGCCGUUCCAACAACCAUUGCUACGAUUUUGAUUUGGCAGUACUGGCAUAAGUUCUCCACCAGUUUGCAUAAUCGCAGCCCAACGAUGGUUCCUAGAAUCAAAGAACAUGUAUAA